GCGCAGCCGCCUUCACCCCGCAGAGCCGCGCCGCGCUGGGCCGGCUUGGGAUUGGGGUUGGGGUUGGGGUCCCCCCCCGGAUUUGGGGUCCCCCAACCCCACCGCUAUGCCUGGAGAGACGGCCACGAAUCAGGGGCUGCAGCUGGAGGGAGCCCCCCCAGGGGACCCUGCUGCCCCCAUGCCUGCCAAAGAGGAAGCCCGCCCGCAGCCUGAGGGGGCCAGCUAUGAUGCAGCUGAGCGUAGCCCCCCCUCCAAAGGCUGCCCCCCACCACCGCCGCCUCCAUCGCUGCUCCCUGCUGACCCCCUGGACACUCGCAUCGUGAUGGGCGAGGAGACGCACUGCCCCCCCGAGCUGCCCCCUAAAACACCCCCCCGGCAUCCUGAGCUGCCCCCUGCCCGUCUUGACCCUGACCUCUUCUUCACAGCCCCCUCCACCCCGGUGAGGACGGGGGGGCCCCGCUUGAAGACUGAGGAGGAUGGAGGGGAUGCGGAGAGUGAGGGGCUGGGCUCUCCCCCCACCUCCCCAUCCGGCUCCUACAUGACGGCUGAAGGGGGCAGCUGGGGGUCCUCAGGCACGGCCAGCACGUCACCCUCCUGCUCGCCCAACCUGCUGGCAGAGGUCCCUGAUGGCGAGCCUGGUCCUGCAGCCUUCAUCCGCCGCUCCUCGUCCUCCUCUUCCUCCUCUGAGGAUGAGGAUGUGGCUGUGACCUCCAUAGGGCAGGAGGAGGAGGAUGAUGAAGAUGACGAUGAUGGGGAAGGCAGUGGACAGGAGGAAAGCUUCAGGCUGCCCCACUCCCACAUGGCUGCCCCUGGGCUCAUCCCUGCUGCACUGCUGCCCUUCCGUGGCAGCCUGCUCUUCGAGGCUGAGGCUGUGGAGAUCACCCUGGUGCCGGCCCAGGCAGCGGCCGAGCCGCUCUCUGGUGAGGAUGAGGAGGAUGAAGAGGAGGAGGAAGAGGAGGACGCUAGCACCUCAGCCUCCUUCCUGCGCUCACUCUCUGAAACCUCCAUCAACGAAGGGGUGGAUGAGUCCUUUGCCUUCCAUGAUGACACCUCAGCCUCCUCUGACUCUGCCUCCUAUGAUGGUGAGGAGGAUGAGCGGCUGUACGGCACUGAGCACCACGCACUGGGGGGACCCCAAAUGGCCGCCGCCACCCCUGGGGACACCGAGCCCUCCUCAGAGGCAUCUGGGGACAUUGAGCUGCACCUGCGUGGUGACACAGCACAGCUGGAUGGGACUGGGGAGCAUGAGCGAGUGUCACUGGGGGGGUCCCCACAGCAUGAGGUGGCCCUGAGCCCCUCGGUUCUGGAGCCUACUCAUGGCAGUGAGGAGGAUGCACGCAUGGAGGGGGGCACGGAGCAGCAUGGUGCCCUCCCAGAGGAGGAAGAGGUCCCCACGGAGGCCCUCACCAUGGAAGCUGAUGUAGAGCUGACAAGUGAGGCCCCCACUGAGACCCUCACCACAGAAGUCAGUGUGGAACCAUCAGAUGAGGCACCCAUCAAGGACCUUGCUGCAGAAGUCGGUGUAGAGCCGGUGGUUGAAGGCUCCAUUGAGGCCCUCCAUGCAGAAGUCAACGCAAAGCCAGUGGGUGAGGCCUCCAUGGAGGCACUCGUGCAAGUCAGCAUGGAGCUGAUGGACAAAGCCCCCAGUGAGGCCCCCAAUGUGGAAGGCAACAUGGAGCCUGCAGAUGAGACCUCCACUGAGGCCCUCCCCACAGAAGUUGAUGUCAAACUGGUGGAUGAGGUCCCUGUUGAGCCCCUCUCUGCAGAGGUCAACGUGGAACGGAUGGAUGAGACCCUCAGCUCCUCCUCCUCAGAAAUGGAGGAGGCCUCUACCCUGGAGCCUGAUACCACGCAGGAGCUGGACCCCAUCCCAGAGGAGUGUCCUGCACCAGAGCCCCCUGUCCCCACAGAGCCAGCACUCCUGGAGGAGGAGAUCCUGCUGGAGGAGGAGGAGGUGCCACUGGCUGCCAUGAUGGAGGCCCAGCUGGAGGCUGAAGCCAGUACCCUGCAGCCCCCCUGUGCUGGGGAGACCAAAGACCCCCAAGCCAAUGGGCUGGGGUGGGACACCCCAUCCCUACCCACUGCCAAUGGUGACCAUGAGCUUGAUGCUGUCCCAGUAGAGAGUCCUGAGCUUCUGUGUCCACCUGAGCAAGGUGAUGACAGUGGGGAACCCCAGGAGGAUGUGGGUGGCCAUGGGGACAGCAGGACAGAUGUCAUGCCUGCACCAUUGGGGACCCCCACCCUCGGUGGGGAUGUGCAGGAUGAUGUCAUUGAGCAGUCCCUUGAGGAGGACGCAUCCCUCUGUGAGGAUGGGGUGGCCUCAGGCAGUGAGUCCCCACUGGCGGCACUGAGUGAUGGUGGCAGUGAGGUGACACAGGGUGCGGAGGAGCCUCUCAGUCCUGCACUGGGGGGUAUGGAUGAGCCAGAUGCUGCCUCUGAGGAUGAAGCUUCCAGCAAGGAUGUGGAGCAAGGCCAGAGCCCAGAGUCCAUCCAUGGUGACUGGGAUGCCACAGCUGCCUCCGAGGACUCGUCCCCAGAACUGCUGGACACCUUGUGCUCCCACACUGACCCCAGCUUCUUCAACCCCCCCCAGGACAGUGCAGGGGAAGUGGCUGCCCCUGGGGUCCCCUCUCCGGCCCCACAGCCCUGCCUGGCCCUCUGCGUGCUGCCCCCAGCCCCUGCACCCCCACCGCUGCACUUCACCGCUUCAGAGCAAGAGGUGUAUGUGGGGACCCCCCCAGACCCCCUUGAACUGCUCCCACCACCUGGUGCCUUGUUGGAGAGUGCGGAGGACCGCCGGCAAGUGGCCUCCAUGCUGCAGGGGGUUUUUGGGGACCUGCCUGCCCCAGGGAGCCCUGGCCAAGCCCCUGUGGAGCUGCCAUGUCCUCCCUGUGCUGAGGAUGAAGUUGCUGCACCUGAACCCAAAGAGACCCCAGAGCCCAGCGAUGCAGGGAACAUCCAGUGUUCUCCCCCAGCCUCGCUGCAGCCAGAGCCAGCCUCUAUGCAGGGCCAGGAGCCCCCCAGCAAGGAGUCCCUGCUCCUACUCAGUGUAGACCCCAAUGCCAAAGUCAUGGUGGAGGGGGAGCAUUCCCUGCCCCCACCUGAGGAAGUGGAGAAAGAGGCAGUGAAGGCAGGGUCCAGCCCCAUGAAGGAGGAGGAAGAGGUGGUAGUGGUGGCAGGAUCCAUCCCUCAGGAGGAGGAGGUGAUAAUGGUGGCAGGAUCCAUUCUGCAGAAGGAAGAAGAGGAGGUGGUGGUGGCAGCAGCAGGAUCUAGCCCCAUGGAGGAGGAGGAGGAGGAGGUGGUGGUGGGAUCCAUCCCUCAGGAAGAGGAGGCAGUGAUGGUGGCAGGAUCCAGCCCCAAGGAGGAGGAAGAGGAGGAAGUGAUGGUGGCAGGAUCCAGCCCCAAGGAGGAGGAAGAGGAGGCCGUGAUGGUGGCAGGAUCCAGCCCCAAGGAGGAGGAAGAGGAGGCAGGAUCCAGCACCAAAGAGGAAGAAGAGGAGGCAGUGAUGGUGGCAGGAUCAAGCCCCAAGGAGGAGGAAGAGGAGGCAGUGAUGGUGGCAGGAUCCAGCCCCAAGGAGGAGGAAGAGGAGGCAGUGAUGGUGGCAGGAUCCAGCUCCACACCUAGCCUUGAGGAUGACCAUGAAGGCACGGAAGCCACUCGCAGCCUCUCAGAGGCUGUUGUUCUGCCCUUGGAACCCCCUCCAAAGCCCAGCUCCCCAGAGGACUCCAUGCCCCAAGAGCCCACCGAAGCUGCAGUGCCCACUCCUGAGCUUGCAGUGCCCACUGAGGCUGCAGAGCCCAUUCCCAAGGUUGUGGCACCCGUUGCCAUCCCGCUGCCUGCUCCCUGCCCACAGCUCUCCAAACUCAUCCAAGUGCCUCCUCUCUCCUCCUCGCCACUGCCAUGCUUGGAGGACACCUCAGGGCUCAGCGAGGCCACGCGGCCAGAGGAACGUCCGUCUGUCCUGCCAGCCUCCAGGAAGCUGCUGGAGGCCCCGGAGCCAUCCCCACAAAAGGAGAAGACGAGGGGCAGGAAGGCACCGGCUGGCAGUAAGGGUGCACGAGGGCUGGAGGCAGAGGGGGGACCCCGCCGUGCACCCCGGGGCUCAGUGCAGUCUGAAUCGAGCUCCUCCAGUGAGGCAGAGUUGCCCUACCGUGUCCCCAGCCCUGCUGAGCACCUGCCUGCCAUCGCUCUGCUUGAGGAUAAAGCGGUAUCACGGCAUGGUGAGGCCAACCAUAAAGGAUCGUGCAAUGAGUCUGAGAGCAACGAUGAGUCCAUCCCGGAGCUGGAGGAGCCAGAGGGUGCAGAGCCACGGCCGAUGCAGACUCAGGCGCCGCUCACCCACUCGCUGGGCACCGGGGAGGAGAGCAUCAGUAAAGCCAAGCAGAGCCGCAGUGAGAAGAAGGCCAGGAAGGCCAUGUCCAAGCUGGGACUGAGGCAGAUCCAUGGUGUCACCCGCAUCACUAUCCGCAAGUCCAAGAACAUCCUCUUUGUCAUCACCAAGCCUGAUGUCUUCAAGAGCCCCGCGUCUGAUAUCUACAUUGUCUUUGGGGAAGCCAAGAUCGAGGACCUGUCGCAGCAGGUGCACAAAGCUGCGGCUGAGAAGUUCAAGGUGCCCAUGGAGCACUCCCCACUGAUCACAGAGACAGCGCCUGCGCUCACCAUCAAGGAGGAGAGUGAGGAGGAAGAAGAGGUGGAUGAGACAGGAUUGGAAGUGCGGGACAUAGAGUUGGUCAUGGCCCAGGCCAAUGUCUCACGUCCCAAAGCUGUGCGGGCACUCAGGCACAACAAUAACGACAUCGUCAAUGCCAUCAUGGAGCUGACCAUGUAGCGGCCGGCCCUGGCCCCCUGUAUAGGUGCACAGUUCUCCUUGCCCUGAUGUCCCUCCUUGAGCCCCAUGCCUCUGCCUUGCCCAUCUCCUAAUGCUCAAUAAAUGGCCUCAUGUAUCACUUGAA
Molecule: messenger RNA, 4952 nt
Organism: Phasianus colchicus (ring-necked pheasant)
Lineage: Eukaryota; Metazoa; Chordata; Aves; Galliformes; Phasianidae
Gene: NACAD
Product: NAC alpha domain containing
Cellular component (GO): nascent polypeptide-associated complex
Source: RefSeq, a predicted model, not a curated record